Messenger RNA from Pipistrellus kuhlii (Kuhl's pipistrelle), 1896 nucleotides. RefSeq names its product keratocan (gene KERA). Gene Ontology annotation, molecular function: protein binding. The coding region runs from base 241 to 1299 and encodes 352 amino acids. Lineage: Eukaryota; Metazoa; Chordata; Mammalia; Chiroptera; Vespertilionidae. The transcript has 3 exons. The record is from RefSeq and is a predicted model, not a curated record.
AGAUCCAAGACAGCUGAGGUAAGCGGGUUCUGAAGCCCUGUCAAAGGGGAAUCAAUAGAUCAAAAGGUUCAUGGUGACCGGUCAGAGUAAGCUUUAUUUUUUAUUACAGGAGGCUUGUCAGCAUGAAAUAAAAACAAAUUACUCAAGGCAAAGAUUUUUUUUUUCCUUAACUGAGUUUCAGCAAACUUCAAACCCAGACCAGGACUCAACGGUAUAUUGCCUGGACAGCAAGGAACUAUAAUGGCAACCGCAGUCUGUCUCCUCAUCUCGGUGGUAUUCCUUACAGAUUCUGUCUGGACUCGAACUGUGAGACAGGUCUAUGAGGUCCAUGAUCCAGAGGAUUUUAAUGAGCAAGACUUUGAUUGUCCCAGGGAAUGUUUCUGUCCCCCCAGUUUUCCUACUGCUUUAUACUGCGAAAAUCGUGGUCUCAAAGAAAUCCCUGCUAUUCCUUCAAGGAUCUGGUAUCUGUAUCUUGAAAACAACCUUAUAGAAACCAUUCCUGAGAAGCCAUUUGAGAACGCCACCCAGCUGAGAUGGAUCAAUCUAAACAAGAACAAAAUCACCAACGAUGGCAUUGAAAGAGGAGCCCUAAGCCAACUAAAGAAGCUGCUCUUCUUAUUUCUGGAAGAUAAUGAGCUAGAGGAGGUUCCUUCUCCAUUGCCCAGAAGUUUAGAGCAAUUACAAUUAGCUAGAAACAAGGUGUCCAGAAUUCCUCAAGGGACCUUUAGCAAUCUGGAGAACCUGACCCUUCUUGACUUGCAACACAACAAACUCUUAGACAACGCCUUUCAGAGAGACACCUUUAAGGGACUUAAGAACCUCAUGCAGCUAAACAUGGCCAAGAAUGCCCUGAGGAAUAUGCCACCAAGAUUGCCAGCCAACACAAUGCAGCUGUUUUUAGACAACAAUUCCAUUGAGGGAAUACCAGAAAAUUAUUUUAAUGUGAUUCCUAAAGUGGCCUUCUUGAGACUAAACCACAACAAGUUAUCAGAUUCAGGUCUCCCUUCCGGUGGUUUUGAUGUGUCAUCCAUUCUAGAUCUCCAGCUCUCUCACAAUAGGCUCACAACUGUCCCCCGAAUCAACGCUCACCUACAGCACCUGCACCUGGACCAUAACAAAAUCACAAAUGUGAACGUCUCUGUAAUAUGUCCUACCACUUCCACACUGCCUGCAGACCAAGAUUCCUUCAGUUAUGGACCUCAUCUGAGCUACCUUCGUCUGGAUGGAAAUGAAAUCAAACCACCAGUCCCAAUGGAUUUAAUGAAUUGUUUUAGGCUCCUGCAGACUCUCAUUAUUUAAACACAUGUUCAACAAUCUAAAAUUGUUUAAUACACUAAUAUUUCUGACAAGAUAUUUGGAUAACAUUCAUAGGUGUAAAACAAAAAUUCAUUUCCAAAUGCUCUAGGCCACCAUUUUUAUCUGUGCAGUUUAGUUUUUCUAUUCAAAGAGGCUUCUUUCACAGUAAAAUAGACUACCUUUUUUUUUUUUAAAGAGAGAGAGGGAGAGAGAAAAAGAGGAAGAGGGAGAGAGAGAAACAUCCCAGAGAAAAACAUGCAUCAGUUGCCUCCUGUACAUGCCCCAACCAAGAAUUAAAUCUGCAACUUGGGUAUAUGCCCUGAUUGGGAAUCUAACCCACAACCUUUAGGUAUAUGGGACGAUCUCCAGCCAAUUGAGCCAUCUGGCAAAUUUUAGUAAAUAAAACAGACACAGAGUUAAGUAAUUAACUCAAAGAUAAUUUUUGUCUCUUUCACAAUUUAUUAAUACCAUAUGCAAUUGUAUUGUUUUGCCAUAAAAAGAACAUAUUUCUUUGCAUAUGUUCAAAAUUGCUUAUUCAGAUACUAUAUUUACAGUAGAAGUAUAACAACCUAAUAGGAGGUAGGACGAUCUGUAGAAAAU